AUUAUGUCAGUGAGUAAUACUGAGAGGGAGGCCGAGAGUAGGCCUGAGUGGGCGGUCAAACAUGAGAAAAAGUGGGAUUCAAGCCAACAGAAGAGAUUACAAAAAGAGCCGAAUGAGUGCAAUGAUCAAUAUCAUUUAGUUAGAGAAGCGGCAGGGGUGAACUUUGGGCUUAUUGUUGAUAAGCUCAAUUCUUGUAGAGAAGAGUUUUAUCGUUUUGAUUCGGCAGGAUUCAAUUUUUAUCAACAUGUCACUAAGAGUUUCAGCCAGAAGGGCAAUAAAGAUAGAUUUGUUGAGAUUACAGAGAUGGUGCUGAAAGAUUUACAAAUAAAUGGAUCUCACCAAGAUGAAGUUGAUUUGUUUGAAUUAACAUUUAAUGGCAAUGAUUCGGAUAUAGAUAGUGUCCUUAUCAAAAUGGCGAAGCAGGGGAGCACUUUUCCUAUAUCUUGGCUCUUAGAAUUCUUUGCUCUACAAGGAAUAAACAAAACUUUGCAAGUAAACAAAGUAAAUCAAAACGAUCAGACCUUCCUUCACAUCUUAUGUCAAGGACUAAAGGCUCAAGAAGCUUUUGACAUCUAUUGUGACUACAAGGAACAUUACUCCUUUGAUCUUGACCUUAGAAAUAAUGAAGGAGUCUCAACCAUGGUAAUUUUUAUUUAG
Messenger RNA from Moneuplotes crassus, 657 nucleotides. Lineage: Eukaryota; Ciliophora; Spirotrichea; Euplotida; Euplotidae. The record is from the annotation of a GenBank genome assembly.